AUACUGUAGUCCAGGCUGUGUGUUUGCUUAUGGAAGAACAUCUGCAAUGUUCAUUAUAAAAUCCCCAGUCUGUGUAUUUUCCCUCCUCUCUGUUAUGCAGUAAACAAAUCCCACUGAUGGAAACCUUCCUAUCAUCAUGUAUGACCGCCGAACUCGAUUUACAGCUCCUGACUGGCGCUAAGAAGGAGACGCACUGCGCAUGCGCCAACAAAUCAUAACACUGGCGUGUGGAGAAACACUGAGCACUAGGUGUUAUGGGAUAUGUAGUGUCAAAAUUCAUACUCGUCUCCUAUACGUGUAGCUUUAAAAAUCGCGUUUGAGUUAUCUUUUAACACAGUGAAAGCAGGCGGGCCCGAACUGGAGGCUACUUGGGAAAGAGGAAACAUGAAGAUACACAUAUGGCUACAAAACACUUCGUAUUGCGCUCAGCAAACCAUGCAGGAUGAUUUACUGAUGGACAAAAGCAAAGCUCAGCCUCACCACCAGCACCAGCAGCAGCAGCAAGACCCAGCCAACGUCGAGCCUCCUUCCACACCGACUCCCUCACCGUCCGAGCCGGCGAUCUCUGAGGACAGCAGCCCGUUGAGCGGGAGCAGCCAAGCGCCUUCGGUCCAAAGCAGCAAAGAGAAAGUAGCAAUGGAGUCACCGAUCCUGCCGGGUCUGGGCUUCCCGGAGACCGGUGGCAACUCCUUGUCUCCGUCGUUCGCCAGCACUUGGUCAUCUGGAACGGCGAACGCAGUGGACGAUAGUUUUUUCCAAGGAAUCCCCUCGGUGAACGGCACCAUGCUUUUCCAGAACUUCCCUCACCACGUCAACCCGGUUUUCGGAGGCGGAUUUUCGCCGCAGAUCGGCUUGGCACAGUCACAACAGCAGCAAGUACAACAGCAGCAGCAGCAGCAGAGGAGAUCUCCGGUCAGCCCCAACCAGGCUGUUUUUCCUCAGCGGAACGCAUACAGCCACCAGGCCGUGGUGAACAGCAAGGCCUCGCCGUCUUCGUCCUCCUCGUCGUCGGCGUGGAGCGCUCAGCAGAGCGCCGUGUGGAGCUCCGGCUCCAACCCCUGGAGCGGGCUGCCGGCCGGCCGGGACCCGCGGAGAGCCGUCGGUGUAGGAGUCGGCCUGCCUUCGGCUCUUAACCCCAUCUCUCCGAUGAAGAAACCCUACCCGACUAAUGUCAUCGCCCCACCGAAGUUCCCCAGAGCCGCCCCGCUUACCCCAAAACCCUGGCUGGAGGACAACGCCUUCAGAACGGACAACGGCAACCUGCUACCUUUUCAGGACCGGAAUCGGCCCUUUGAUCCAUUUAACUUGCAAACUUUGGAGAAUUCCUUAAUGGAUAUGAUAAGGACUGACCACGACAAAGGUAAACACCACCCUGUCGGGGGCCCACCAAUGACUAUCGCUGAUAUUGUGUGGAGGAAUCAUUUUGCAGGACGCAUGGGUCUGAACUUUCACCACCCAGCAGCAGAACACAUAAUGCCACUGACCAGGAGUUAUGGUCGCAGAAGAGGUCGCUCAUCACUGUUUCCUUUCGAGGAUGGCUUUUUGGAUGAUGCUCAUGGAGAUCAGUCUCUAACUCCAGGGCUGAACUCCCCUACUCGCUGUCAGAACGGUGAGAGGAUGGAGCGUUACUCCAGAAAGGUCUUUGUUGGUGGACUGCCUCCAGACAUCGAUGAAGAUGAGAUCACCAAUAGUUUCCGUCGCUAUGGACACCUGGUGGUGGACUGGCCCCAUAAAGCAGAAAGCAAGUCCUACUUUCCUCCUAAAGGUUAUGCCUUCCUGCUUUUCCAGGAAGAGAGUUCAGUUCAGGCCCUCAUCGAUGCCUGCAUUGAGGAAGAUGGAAAACUCUACUUGUGUGUCUCCAGCCCCACCAUUAAAGACAAACCAGUCCAGAUCCGCCCGUGGAAUCUGAGUGACAGUGACUUUGUGAUGGACGGCUCACAGCCUCUGGACCCUCGCAAGACCAUCUUUGUGGGAGGAGUCCCUCGACCUCUGCGCGCAGUGGAGUUGGCGAUGAUUAUGGACCGGCUGUAUGGAGGUGUGUGCUAUGCUGGCAUUGAUACUGACCCUGAGCUGAAGUAUCCUAAAGGAGCAGGUCGAGUGGCCUUCUCUAACCAGCAGAGCUACAUCGCUGCCAUCAGUGCUCGAUUCGUCCAGUUGCAGCACAACGACAUCGACAAGCGGGUGGAGGUGAAGCCGUACGUGCUGGACGAUCAGAUGUGUGACGAGUGCCAGGGAGCGCGCUGUGGAGGCAAGUUCGCCCCGUUCUUCUGUGCCAACGUCACGUGCCUGCAGUACUACUGUGAGUACUGCUGGGCCAGCAUCCACUCGCGCGCCGGCCGUGAGUUCCACAAACCGCUGGUGAAGGAGGGAGGAGACCGACCACGCCAUGUCUCCUUCCGCUGGAGCUGAUGGAGGAGUAACCUCCCUCCCUCACUUCUUCACUCCCAUCAUCCCCCUCCAACCAACUAACUACCACCAUCACCACCAUCACAACUACAACCGAAGAUAACAUGGGUCUUCUUUUAUCCUUUCUUUUAAACAAAAAAAAAAAAAAAAUGCACAGCUCUUAAUAUCUUUGUCCACCAUACUCUCUGCUAAUGAACAUUCAGUCGAAUAAGAAUUUUGAGUCUUUCUGCUCAGAAAUUUGCACUUUGGCACACAUGUACACACUUGAUGUUAGCUAGGUCAUGACAAUACUGUUCUUUUUUUCAAGUUUACUUCAAUUUCCUCUAGUCAGUCAGUGUUUCCCAAUAGGACAUCAUUUAGACAAGAGUGAGACUACACACACACACACACACACACACACACACACGCGCACACACAUAUAUAUAUUUAAAAAAAUGAUUAUAUUUUUGGUUUUGUAAUCUAUAAAUAUAUAUACGCAUAGAUAAUUCCUUUUUUAUUUUUAUUUUAUUUAAUUUUCUUUUUUUUUUUUUUUUUAAAGGCGCAUGCACUUGUUUUCAGAAAACUUAUAUCAUUGCCCCAAGUAGAAAAUGUGAGGGAACAAAAUUACCAAAGGUGAAAAUCAACCUUUAUUAAGGGUAAAAUAAAAAAAUUUUAAAAAAACAAACCAAUCAUAAAUGAAUCUAAAAUUCGAACACACCUAUUGUAUUCGCUCUCAACAGUUCAUUUAAUACCUCAUGUGCACAAUCAGAUUUUGUUUCCUUCGCUUAUCAUUUUUAGGCCUUUUUUAUUUUUUUAAUAAUAUUAUUUUUUAGUGUUAUGUACAUGUAAUGCUGCAAUAGCUUUUGCUGCUAAAUCCAUGGUAUAUAGUUGUAUACCAUAGUACUUUAUUCAGGCUGGGAAGUGGAUGAGAAUCGGUUAGGGCGCCUGGUCGGGAGGUGAGCAGGCCGGCAUGAGAACGAGCGUCGGCCUCGGCGCGGUCUGUGCUCGCCCCUGAACUGCAUGGUUCUCCGAAUCAGGUCUCUGCAUGCAAUAGAAUUUUCAGUAUCGAGUCUAUUAUUCAUCUUGGCCCACUUUGCACAUGGUAGACGAGGACACAGGGCAGGAAAGCGCGCAGGAGACGGAGACGGAGACGUCGCGAGAGGAAAGCCCGUCUCGCUCGAUCUCGCUGAUCGUAUCAUGCCGAAAGCUAAAAGCGAGAACAGACGACUAAAUCGCAGUUCUGAUUUAAAAGGCCUAGAUGUAGAAUAAGCCUUCAAACAAGCUGUCUCUAGUAGGUGAAGAACAUUUUUCUUUUUUCAGUAAUUUGUUAAUAUAAUUGUGCAAUUUUUUUAUACGGUAUGUAGUUAGGUUUGAGUAUAUGCCUAGAACUGUGAUUCGCUUUAACUGUUCUUGAUGUCUAACAAGUCCUGUGAAAACUUCAUAACCAGUGUAUACAGUACACAGAAACACUCACUCGCAUACAUACAUACAUACAUACAUCUUCCGUGUCCCUCUGUUUCGUACACACACACACACACACACACACACACACACACACACACACACCCACCUUUGAUAGUUCUCACUCACACAGGAUGUAUAAAAACUAGCCCCUUUCCUAAAAACUACCAACACCAUUCACUAGAACUAAUACCACGUCAGGCCUCGACGCUUCUGCCUGACUAGUGAAGUGACUAAAAGACAAAAAAAAAAUACUGCAGUGACGUGUGUUUUUCCCCCGCAAAGACCCACAUAAAGAGUUCCGACAGUGUGACUGCAGCACAUUGGAUUAACAUCACCAGAACAUUGUGUGCUCGCUGCAUUUAUAUAUCUAUAUAUCUCUAUAUACACAGAUUUUCCUGCAAAGCUUGAAGAAUAGAACCAACCUGCUAAUAAUGAUGGUGGAUAUUUUUUUAAGACUAUGGGCUUGAGAGAGGACGAGUGGGAGUUUAGGAGAACACAAGUAUUGGCUGCUGAUGUGAUGCGUUUAAGAGCGAGACAGGGUUUUACGAGCCCGUGACAGUCCCGAGCUCGGUGUUUCACGGAGCGAAUGGUAGAUGAUCCCACCCCGUUUUCCCGUAGUGACAUUCAUCACGCCGGAAAAGGCCGCAGCAACCGUGGCUCGGGUUUUUAAUCCUAAACAGUCACCUUUAGGAUGGAACACUUUGUUCGCUUUUGGAAGAAAAAAAAAAUUACGUAAAACAAGAGCUACUUUUUUUUACUGAUGGUAAAAAAACAAACAAAAAAAAAACAGCAGAAAACUAAUCAUGAAUAGCAAUGAGGAUCCUUAUGGACGUGAAUUCUGGGGGGUUUGUGAUAUUUCCUUCCCAACCCAGAAGGGUUUUCUAGAUCUGUUCCUUUUCUGUAAUAGACAUUUGUUAUGCACUACUCUUUGUAUCUAGAUGGUUAGCUAUCAGUCAGCUAUUUUUUUUGUUGAGAGAGCGCAAGCGAGAGAGAGAGAGAGAGAAAAAAUAGAAAAUGUGUGCUUUCUGACUGAUGUGAUCUUUUGCAAUACCUCAAUUUUGAAAUAUAAUAGGAGAGAAAUCAAUAUUUUCUAAGUAAGUUUAUUCAAAUACAAAAUAUAUAUUAAUUUAAAUUUGCAAGAAAAUGAUUUAACAGAUGGUUAAUUUUAUUUUUGUCAUGUUGAUUUGCCUUUAUGUUUAAUUUUAUUUUUUUGAGAAAAAAAAAUGAUAAAAAAGCAACUGAAGGAGCUAGAGCUUUAUAACUUUAAUAGAGUAAGAGUCAGCUGAAGUAGAGACGACCUUAACACGGCGUAAACGGGGAGAGAGAGAGAGAGAGAGAGAGAGAUUCGCCAACUGCACGCCACAGUGUUAAAAAAGAAAAAAAAAGUUCAUACAACAUCUUACUCCAGAAAGAAAAAAAAAACAAAAAACAAAAAAAAAAACAUGGACAUCCAUUAGGUGCUUAAAAAGUCAACUGACGAUAUUUCCCUUGGUUUUGUAUGUUUAUAAUCAGUCAUUUACUGACCAGUGAAAGAAAUUUUUUUGUUUGUUUGUUUGUGAUUUUUUUUUUUUUUUUUUAAACAAAAAGCUUUUUUAUGUUUAAGUGUAGCCCAUUUGUUUUGUAAAAGCAAAUUGCCCUACUUUGUUAACCUGACCUAAUUUAAGCUAAACUGAUCUUUGAUGGUUCUUGAUUAAAUGGAGAAAAACGAAAGAAUUUUUUUUUAUUAUUUGUUUGUUGUUGUUUUUUUUUAAUUAAAAAAAAAAAAAACA
Messenger RNA from Ictalurus furcatus (blue catfish), 5618 nucleotides. It is a transcript of the gene cpeb3, whose product is annotated as cytoplasmic polyadenylation element binding protein 3. Gene Ontology annotation, cellular component: nucleus; neuron projection; cytoplasm. Gene Ontology annotation, molecular function: mRNA regulatory element binding translation repressor activity; ribosome binding; translation factor activity, RNA binding. The record is from RefSeq and is a predicted model, not a curated record. The coding region runs from base 385 to 2409 and encodes 674 amino acids. NCBI's taxonomy places the organism in Eukaryota, Metazoa, Chordata, Actinopteri, Siluriformes, Ictaluridae. The transcript has 12 exons. Gene Ontology annotation, biological process: negative regulation of cytoplasmic translation.